AUGAAUAACUAAAAGGAGACUGAAAAUGAUGAUUCUGAUAAAAGUCAAUAAAGUAAAUCGGUUCAACAGAAAAAUAAGGAAAGAUAAUUACGAAAAUUCUAAAAGUUAUAAUCAUUAAUCAAUAAACCAUUUUAGUAAUUGACAGAGGAAGAACUUAAUAAAAGAAGGAUACUUUCUAAAGUAUCUGAUCUUAUAGGUAAAACUAACAAUCCCCAUUAAUCAUUAUAACCAUUAAAUCAUAAAUUUGUGCUUAACAUAGGUCAUCUUCAAAAUGCCUCAAUCCCAAAAAUAACAUCAAAUCAAACAGACCCAGAAAAAGAUGUAAUCCUUAAUUUAUCUAUCAUAGAAAAGUAACAUGAGCAAAUGAGGAGAUAGGCCUUAAAAAAAUAGAACCUAAAAGAAAACUAUGAUCAAUUAUGGUAACAAGAAGAAGAAGUAUCAGACAAAGAAAUUAAAGAUACCUAUAAUGUUAAUAAAGCAUUGACUAUAGUGCACAGAAAUUAGGUUUAAAAGGAGAAGCAAUUGAAAUCAGAUGAGCGACUUUAUUUUGGUAAGAACUCUUAAUCCAUCUAAGGGAACUCAAAUAUUCAAUCUUUAACCAAUUCUAGAUUGAUUUUGAUGUAGGAUUAGGAUAUUAAUGAAACUGAAUGCAGAGAACAAUAAGCAAGAAGAACUCUUAAGAAAAUGAAGACAAAAUAGGUGAUAAAUAUAGUUCAGUAGGCCACAAAAAAAAUAUUCAAUAAGAAAGAUGAAUAAAUUUAGAAGGAAUUAAUUAUGCAUUAAGUUUAUAAAUAAAUGAAUAAAGAAAAAAAGAAAGAGAGUAUCAAAUCAAUAGAUAGCAUAUUUAGAAAUUCACAAAAUGAAGAAGCCUUUCAGUAAUCCUAAAAUCAAUAAAAAAUGAUUACUAAUAAAAUGUUGAGUGAAAACAAAUUUUUUCAACCUAAAAAAUUAGGAGAAAUUAAACCAAUUCAAAGUAGAGUUUAAUUAAGUCACAUUAUAUAAAAAUAAGAGACUAGAACUGAUGACUCUCCUCCUAGAUUUUAUAGUAGAAAAAUCAGUCUUAUUAAUGAUAAAAUAUCUAAUUUAGUAUCUUAGAUAGAUGAAAUAUAAUAAAAAGAAACUGAUUAAUUGACCUUUAUAAAAUAACUAGAAAAUGAGCAAGAUUUAUAUAAGACAUAUAGAGAGUCACUCUAGCCUGAUUAAAUUUAAGAUACAUUAAAGUCACUUCUAGGUCCAAGUAACAAUAAUUAUAGAAAACCUUUUAGGUUUAAUAAUAAGAAGUUUUUUAAUUAGAUUUUAUGA
Molecule: messenger RNA, 1302 nt
Organism: Paramecium tetraurelia
Lineage: Eukaryota; Ciliophora; Oligohymenophorea; Peniculida; Parameciidae
Exons: 5
Source: RefSeq, a predicted model, not a curated record